Molecule: messenger RNA, 3180 nt
Organism: Synchiropus splendidus (mandarinfish)
Lineage: Eukaryota; Metazoa; Chordata; Actinopteri; Syngnathiformes; Callionymidae
Product: NXPE family member 3-like
Exons: 7
Coding region: 124-1833 (569 amino acids)
Source: RefSeq, a predicted model, not a curated record
CAGGCUGCUGUGUGGUCGGUGAUCCAGUACCUGACAGGUAUAGCGUCGAAAGAGGCGAAAAAGCGGGACUAGAUCCCGUUUCACGGCAGGAGACAAUUCAGUGCUGAACUUUGACUUGCCACCAUGAAGGAGGAAACCAAAAAGUCGACCACUCCCUCCAGUCGAAAGUGUGUCACAUUUGUAGUGGUCCUGGCCAUCUUCGUCACAGUUUUCCUGCUGCAUUCCAUGGACGACGUCAGGGGUCCCAGGAGAGUCCCAUCCCCCAUGGCGUGGCAGUUUCAAAAAGGAAUCAACAAUACUUUAGUCUUUCAUAAAAAUAUAUCUGCUCCUCCUAAGGAUGGUGGCUUUUGCAAAUUCAAGCCUCUUUCCAGUGAAGAUGCUGAGGAGGAGCGCCACCUGGUGGAUUCUGUUGCUUGGCCUGAAACUCCUUUGCUCAGGUCCAACUUUUCCUUAGGUUUAACCAGCAACCCCCGUGGAAGUAACUUCACCAUUCUUCCCAAUGAUGGCGGGCAGCAGCGUUACGUCGGCGAUGUGCUCAAAGUUUCUAUAAAUAUCAAUGACUUUUCGGGAAAUCCUAAAAAAACUGGUGGAGAUUUCAUAAUAGCCCGGCUCCACAACCCAGUGCUACUUGCUGGUGUUGUUGGAAAAGUUGUUGAUCAUCUCAAUGGAUCCUACACAGCUCUAUUUCCUCUUCUCUGGAAUGGAAGUGCGGCAAUAGAGGUCACUUUAGUUCAUCCCAGCGAGGCCAUUUCUUUUCUGCACAAGCUGAACAAAGACCGUCCAGACAGAAUAAAAUUCGUCAGUGUUUUCCGAAAUGGAAGGACAACUGAGGCAUCCAUAUGCAACGUUUGCCUGCGUCCCAGGAUGGUGCCGAUAUGCAACUUCACAGACAUCCGAACGGGAGAGCCGUGGUUCUGCUACAAGCCAAAGAAGCUUGACUGCGACUCCAGAAUCAGCCACACCAAAAUCAAAUCGGCCAUUAAUAUCGGGGCCUAUCAAAGGCUCUUUCAAACUAAAAUCAAUCUGAAAGUUCCUAUCCCAUCAUCUGGUCCUCGAACUGUGCGAGUGAUGUCACGUGAAAGAGGCAAACAAGUGGCGAAUGAGAGUUUUGGGCUCAGUGGUUUUUAUUAUAAGGGAGUGUGGAACUCUUUGAGCGGUGCCAAAGUUCAACAUUUCAACAACUCCGCCAUCAGUCGAUGCCUUCAGGGCAAAGUUGUCCACCUCUAUGGAGACUCCACCAUCAGACAGUGGUACGAGUACCUCACUCAAAGUCUGCCAGAUCUCAAGGGCUUUGACUUACACAGCUUAAAAAAGAUUGGCCCUUUUAUGGCGUUAGAUUAUAAAAGAAACACGUUUGUGGAUUUUCAGUGCCAUGGUCCGCCCAUCCGUUUUUCUCAAGUCCCCAUUCCACAGCUAAGCUAUGUGGCCAACAAGCUGGAUUCAGUCGUCGGAGGAGCAGACACGGUCGUUGUUAUUGGUGUCUGGUCUCACUUCAGUAGUUUUCCCGUAGAGAUUUACAUACGACGGCUGCUAAGCAUCCGGAAGGCUGUGGCGCGACUGCUAGCAAGACAGCCCGCCACAGUGGUCGUCAUACGGACAGCAAAUCCAAAAAAACUAUUGCUUUAUGAAACACUGACCAACAGCGACUUCUACACGAUGGUGCGCGACAAGAUCCUCAGGGCUGUGUUCAAAGACACAAAUGUCCACUGGGUGGAUGCCUGGGACAUGACUGUGUCUCAUUAUCUUCCUCACGAACUUCAUCCUCAACCUCCGAUUGUUAAAAAUAUGAUUGAUGUUCUCUUGUCGCACAUCUGCCCUGUCCCAAGUGGCUAGGUACUUCUUCAGCAAGAACAUUUCUGGAUUGAUGUCGUCUUAAUACCACACAGUGCCCUCUUGUUAACUUAAAGGUAUUUAUGAAUGAGAUGUUUUUAAACUGUUUCACAAUUUUAUCUUGAUACUUUAUUUUAAUAAUGUUGUCUUGCAUGUCUCUGUUAAUGUAUUUCAUCAUUGUUGGGCUUUAUGUGGAGCAGUGCCACAAUAAACAUCCUAGUGCCACUUUCCCCACCAUAAGUCAUGCAUUCCACCUCAGUACUGAUCAUGAGGAUGAUAUACUGUAUUUGCUUUUGCAAACUUGAACCCAUUUCAAGUACUCAUAUUUUCAAUGGAGGGAUUGCAAAGUGUAGAAGGAUAUGGCGAUGACCGGUAACACUGAUGUUUGGAGAUUUGCCUUGUAAUGUUAUGAAAGAGUAUUUAUUUCUCAGUGUUGCCUCAAAAAGUACUCACAGAAAGAGAGUGAAAGCUGCGGCCACGUCACAUAUUUUUAAAUUGAUAUUUUAUGUACGUAUUUUUAUGCAGAAAAAUCAGCAGAUAAUCUUGCAUCUGUUCUACGUCAUGGUAAUAGGACACAGUUUGAAAUGGAACUUAUCAAUUGAUUUGGUAUGUUUUUCACACACAAAAAGAAUGUUGUUUCUCAUCCUCCACCGACUGCGUAUUUUCUGCAUAUAAACAAAUUGCAAUUGCUGGGUUAAAGUUGUCAUCAAUAGGGUUAUAGCUCAAACAUGAUUUAAUACUAUUUAUCAGGAUUGAUGUGGAAUCACUUUACCAUUAAUGGAGCGAAUGUUUACAUAAGAAGUUUUCAGGGCAUUAGGACACAACGCUGUAGCAUUUAGAAAUGAAGGCAUUUUUUGCAGCACAAUGAAAAUGUUGUGCAGGUCUGUCUUAGAAAUGAAACUUGAAAUAUGACCCCACCCACUGUGAAAUUAGAGGAAAAAGUCCAACAAAGCUGUGCCCUCAGGGUUUAGGGUUAAGGUGAAACAUCUCCAAUAUCCACCGCUGUGGAAUGUUUAUUUUUUCUUUGUAUUCUUUGUAUUUGGAGUGACACCUGGGGUGGUACUCUCCCAUGUCCAUACAUUUGGAAACAAAACAGAAUAUUGUGCAAAAGGGAAGAACGUAAAUCGGACAUAAUGCAUUGAUGAAAAAAGGAUAUAUUGGAUAAAACAUAUGUACGUAGCCCUGUAUUAUUUAAUAAUGAUAGAAAGAGUAGGAUAACGCACUUGAGUGUUUUUUAGUUGGGUUCCGUUUAAUAGAUGAAGUGGCGAGCAAUUACACAAAUCAUAUGAUGAAAAUGUAAAGGAAACAGAAUGUUUGAAAUGCGUUCAAAUUGUUUACAUUAUAUAUCUU